AUGACUGCCAGCAAGACUCUUCGCAUCCGUCAAGCAGAAGCUUGCAAUCUGCGACUCCGGCCGCUCCGCGGAGCCUCGUACCCGCGGCCGCAUGGCGUGCUGGACUUGGCCAAGCUGCCCAAGAACUUCGACUGGCGCAACCUCAUUCUGGUCCUUCGCCUUCGUGGCGACUUCGGCGGUGGCGGACCCAUCAUGAUCGCUCUGGAGCGCCACCUGGGCAACAAGCCGUCGAUGGAGGUCAUCCUCAACUGCGAAAAAAAGAACAACGGGCACCAUGACGGCGAGACCUGGAGGCCUACCGCUACAUUGAGAAGAAUGGCGUGCCCGAAGAGGGAUGCCAGUCGUACGCAAGAGCUGCUGCAGAAUUCGUACGAUAAGUACUACGUGUCCGAUUACGGCACGACGCUGGGCGAGCAGCAGCAGACGGCUGCGAGUCUGUUGACACGAGGCGGUCCCCAGAAAAUUGCCGACGAUGUGCCGUCACCUCUGUGA
Molecule: messenger RNA, 492 nt
Organism: Phytophthora sojae
Lineage: Eukaryota; Oomycota; Peronosporomycetes; Peronosporales; Peronosporaceae
Exons: 5
Coding region: 1-492 (163 amino acids)
Source: RefSeq, a predicted model, not a curated record